Molecule: messenger RNA, 1494 nt
Organism: Drosophila subobscura
Lineage: Eukaryota; Metazoa; Arthropoda; Insecta; Diptera; Drosophilidae
Gene: sut4
Product: facilitated trehalose transporter Tret1
Exons: 1
Coding region: 90-1427 (445 amino acids)
Biological process (GO): transmembrane transport; carbohydrate transport
Cellular component (GO): membrane
Molecular function (GO): sugar transmembrane transporter activity
Source: RefSeq, a predicted model, not a curated record
AUCGCUUUGGUAUUCCAAAUUGAAACAUAUCAAAACUCUAUAAACACAUAUCACAGAAAUAUAUUAAGUAAUUUUUAUAGUUUUCAAAAAUGAGCGGCUGGAAGCAGUACUUGGCUGGCAUUACAGCCGCUUUGGGUGCGUUCUGCUUGGGCUGCUGCAUCGGAUGGUCGGGACCUGUUGAGAAGGAAGUUAGAAUGGGGGCCGCAUACAAGUUCGCACCCAGCUCCAUGGAAUGGGGAUGGAUAUCCUCGCUGAUGACAUUGGGUGGUGCCGCCUCGUGCAUCCCUGUUGGCAUUCUAAUUGGCAUCUUUGGACGUAAGAUAACGAUGCUGGGACUGGCGCCCCCCUUCAUGGUUGGCUGGCUGCUGAUCAUCUUUGCCCAGAAGCCUUAUAUGCUAAUGAUUGGGCGCUUCAUUGUGGGAGCCUGUGGGGGAGCCUUCUGCAUCACGGCUCCCAUGUACAACACGGAGAUCGCCGAGCUGAGCAAGCGCGGCGUCAUGGGCUGCUUCUUCCAGCUGCUGAUCGUUCACGGCAUCCUAUACGCCUUCAUCGUGGGCGCCUUCGCCAAAGUUAAGUUGAUGAACAUACUCUGCGCCAUCUGGCCGAUCGUUUUCUUUGUGCUCUUCAUUUGGAUGCCAGAGUCGCCCGUCUAUUUGGCUCAAAAGGGCAAGAACGAGAAAGCGGGGAAGGCGCUGAAGUUUCUGCGGGGCAAGGAUGCCGAUGUCACUGCAGAAACCAAUCAAAUGGCCAGCGAAGGCCAAAAGGAGAAGGUCAAGCCGAUGCAGGCGCUCUGUCGCAGGAGCACUCUCAAGAGUCUGACCAUCUCCAUGAUGCUGAUGCUUUUCCAGCAGGCUACGGGCAUCAAUGCAAUUCUUUUCUAUGCCACUGGCAUAUUCACAGCUGCCGGCACUGGAUUCACGCCAUCAACCUCUACAAUCAUCUUGGGCGUGGUUCAAGUUAUUGCCACAAUAAUCUCCAUCGCGCUGAUCGACAGAAUUGGCCGCAAGAUUCUGCUGCUCGUCUCCGCGGCGCUUAUGUUCGUUGCUACUUUGUUGAUGGCAAUUUACUUCCAGUGGCUGACACUGAAAGAUGUCGGCUGGCUGCCCGUGCUUGCUAUUUGCGUCUUCAUUAUUGGAUUCUCCUAUGGAUUUGGACCCGUUCCCUGGCUGCUGAUGGCUGAACUGUUCGCCGAGGAUGCCAAGCCCGUUGCCGGAGCGAUUGCUGGCACUACAAACUGGGUUUUCGCCUUCUGUGUGACUCUGGCCUUUCCUCUGAUCAAGGACGAAUGGGGUCCUGCUGCGUGCUUUUGGAUAUUUGCAGCCGUCUCCUUUGCCGCCAUCGUCUUCGUUCUGUUCCUGGUGCCCGAGACUAAGGGCAAGACUCUGAACGAGAUUCAAGGAUUGAUCGAAGGCGGCAAAAAGGAUUAGAGAUAGUCCCUUCACAUUUUCGUUGUGAUUUGCACUUGUAGCAAAUUAUGUUAAUACACAAAACAAG